AUGACAUCGACAAAGACGAUUCCACAAGUACUUUCAUGUCAAGAAUUGAAAGAGCUUCUUCAAACGUCACCACCACAGGUUGUAGUACUCGAAGCCGAUAUCGGCAAGCAAGUUGAAGCUAAUUUUAAAGAAGGUCAUAUUCCGACAGCUCAAUAUUUUGAUCAACUUGAAUAUACUACGCCGACAGCAUUCAUUCCACGUGGUUUACCUGAUGUCAAAAGUUUCGAAGACUAUCUGACACGUUUAGGAGUUUCGAAUGAAGAUCAUAUUGUUCUGUAUGAUCGUUCAGCAGCAGGCUUCUUUGCUGCUGGUCGUGCUUGGUUUUUGCUUAAGACAUAUGGUGUCGACAAUGUGUCGAUUCUCAAUGGUGGUUUUCAGGCGUGGGCGAGAGAAAUCAACGAGAUUGAAACAUUGGAGACUAAUCCUCCAAAAAAAGAGACGAAAAAGUUCACUGUGAAAUUGAACGAACAAAUGGUGCGAUAUUUCGAUCAAAUAACGUCAAAUCUCUCUUUGGACGCCAACAGUUCUCAACGUGUGCAAGUUGUUGAUGCUCGACCACCAAAUCUAUUCUAUGGUGCCGAGGCUGGUCAUAUGCCUAAUGCCUUGCAUUUGCCUUACGGAUCGUUAUUCGAUCAAGCCAAUCAAUACUUGAAAUCAAACGAUCAACUUGCAGAAAUCUUCAAAAAAGCUGGUGUUGACUUAUCAAAACCGGCCAUUUACACGUGUCAAGGUGGUAUAACAGCUAGUGUACUGGCUUUUGUUGCCCAUUUACUUGGUCAAAAUGAACAUUCUGUUUACAUGGGUGCAUUUACCGAAUGGCAACAACGUGCGCCGGCAGAUAUGAUCAUCAAAGGCGAUGUUAAACCCACCGUUAGUUAA
Molecule: messenger RNA, 879 nt
Organism: Rotaria sp. Silwood2
Lineage: Eukaryota; Metazoa; Rotifera; Eurotatoria; Philodinida; Philodinidae
Source: the annotation of a GenBank genome assembly